CGUCCCGGGCCGCCGAGCCAGUUUUUUCGGAGUUCGCGGUCGGAAGUGCAGCUAGGGGCCCGGUGGGGGCGGCCAGGCUGCCGGAGCGCGGCGCCCGAGGGCCUCAGUCUUUCCCGUGCCAAGACUGCCCUGCUCUACCGGGAGAAGCAGCAGCAGCCCAGGAAGCCUUCCAACGCGGGCGCCGCGCGGGAGCACCGAAUACCCUCCCCCCCUCCUGGGGGCUCCCUCCCCCUCCCCCUCGCCACAGGGGCGUGGCCAGGCGUUGCGGGGAUUGGCGCUCCCGGUACGUCCGCGUCCGGCGUGGUGACGCAGCACGUCGACAGCACCCCGACGGCCAUGGAGGCUGAAGAAACGAUGGAAUGCCUUCAGGAGUUUCCUGAACAUCAUAAAAUGAUCUUGGACCGAUUGAAUGAACAACGGGAGCAGGACCGGUUUACAGACAUCACCCUGAUUGUCGACGGACACCAUUUUAAGGCCCACAAGGCUGUUUUGGCUGCCUGCAGUAAGUUCUUCUACAAAUUCUUUCAGGAGUUUACUCAAGAGCCUUUGGUUGAAAUUGAAGGUGUUAGUAAGAUGGCUUUUCGUCACUUAAUUGAGUUCACAUACACAGCAAAACUAAUGAUACAAGGGGAAGAAGAAGCCAAUGAUGUGUGGAAAGCAGCAGAGUUUCUACAAAUGCUGGAAGCUAUUAAAGCACUUGAAGUCAGGAACAAAGAAAACUCAGCUCCAUUAGAGGAAAACACUACAGGAAAAAAUGAGGCAAAAAAAAGAAAGAUUGCAGAAACUUCCAAUGUUAUCACUGAGUCAUUGCCGUGUGCAGAAUCGGAACCUGUGGAGAUCGAGGUGGAGAUUGCUGAAGGCACGAUUGAAGUAGAAGAUGAAGGCAUUGAGGCCUUGGAGGAAGUGGCGUCUGCCAAGCAAUCUAUAAAGUACAUACAGAGCACAGGCUCCUCCGAUGAUUCCGCUCUAGCGUUGUUAGCAGAUAUCACCAGCAAGUACCGUCAAGGUGAAAGCAAAGGACAGAUUAGCGAAGAUGACUGUGCAUCUGACCCCAUAAGCAAACAGGUAGAAGGUAUUGAAAUUGUGGAACUUCAGCUGUCACAUGUGAAGGACUUGUUCCAUUGUGAGAAAUGUAACCGUUCGUUUAAAUUGUUUUACCAUUUUAAGGAACACAUGAAAUCACACUCCACUGAGAGUUUCAAGUGUGAAAUAUGCAAUAAAAGGUAUCUUCGAGAGAGUGCAUGGAAACAACACCUAAACUGUUACCACCUUGAAGAAGGUGGAGUAAGUAAGAAGCAAAGAACUGGGAAAAAGAUUCACAUAUGCCAGUACUGUGACAAACAGUUUGAUCACUUUGGACACUUUAAAGAACACCUUCGAAAACAUACAGGUGAAAAACCUUUUGAAUGUUCAAAUUGUCACGAGCGGUUUGCUAGAAAUAGCACUCUCAAAUGUCACCUUACUGCAUGCCAAACUGGAGUAGGGGCAAAAAAGGGAAGGAAGAAGCUUUAUGAAUGCCAGGUCUGUAACAGUGUAUUUAACAGCUGGGACCAGUUCAAAGAUCACUUGGUAAUACACACUGGAGAUAAACCCAACCAUUGUACUCUGUGUGACUUGUGGUUUAUGCAAGGAAAUGAAUUAAGGAGGCAUCUUAGUGAUGCUCACAAUAUUUCAGAGCGUAUAGUAACUGAAGAAGUCCUUUCAGUAGAAACACAUUUACAAACCGAACCGGUAACAUCAAUGACUAUUAUAGAACAAGUUGGGAAAGUGCAUGUGCUGCCACUUCUUCAGGUCCAAGUGGAUUCUGCACAAGUAACUGUGGAACAAGUUCAUCCAGAUCUGCUCCAGGACAGCCAAGUGCAUGAUUCACAAAUGAGUGAGCUUCCAGAGCAGGUCCAAGUGAGUUAUCUAGAAGUGGGCCGGAUUCAGACUGAAGAAGAGCCAGCCCCCCGCUCGGGAUUGGUCCUGUUCUGUACCCUGCGAGGCACUCGACUCCAGUGGCGGAGCCCCGCUCAGACGGGCAGCGGGUUUGCAACGGCCCUGUGGGUCAGAUCUGCUGCCCAUCACAGUUCGCAGCGCCGUGGGAGCGACCCAGACGUCUGCGCCCCGGGACACUCACGAGUCUUUGCCAGCGUCUGCCACUCUGCGCGCCUAGCCUGGCCGCGCAGCAAGCUCCCCAGGCGGCCUCCGGACCGAGGUAAGCGGGGCUGUCGCCAGCGCCUGGGUCACACUAGCCUCGCCAUCUCCGGGUUGCAGAUGUGCAUGGCUAGAAAGAGGCACUUCUCCGGGAUCUCAAAGGAGAAAGGGAGACACGAAUUCUGGCCAGCGGUGGCGGUGAAGUGGGAUUAG
Messenger RNA from Mastomys coucha (southern multimammate mouse), 2349 nucleotides. It is a transcript of the gene Zbtb35, whose product is annotated as zinc finger protein 131. The coding region runs from base 337 to 2349 and encodes 670 amino acids. Gene Ontology annotation, molecular function: RNA polymerase II cis-regulatory region sequence-specific DNA binding; protein binding; DNA-binding transcription factor activity, RNA polymerase II-specific. The transcript has 8 exons. Gene Ontology annotation, biological process: regulation of transcription by RNA polymerase II. NCBI's taxonomy places the organism in Eukaryota, Metazoa, Chordata, Mammalia, Rodentia, Muridae. The record is from RefSeq and is a predicted model, not a curated record. Gene Ontology annotation, cellular component: nucleus.